Molecule: messenger RNA, 1282 nt
Organism: Cantharellus anzutake
Lineage: Eukaryota; Fungi; Basidiomycota; Agaricomycetes; Cantharellales; Hydnaceae
Exons: 3
Coding region: 183-941 (252 amino acids)
Source: RefSeq, a predicted model, not a curated record
AUCUGGGUUGCGAGUGAACCGCUGAAGCGGGUUGCCAUAUUUGGAACGCCGCGUUUACAACAUCUUGAGAAGACAGAGGCAGGGCCCGGUCAGAGUGAUCGGCAGACGGCCGGAGUGAGGAGGCCGCCGCACAACACCGGAUCUACGGGAUCAGGGAGUUGAUCAAAAAAAGGUCGGGUUUGAUGACUCGAGUGUGCCGAUCCGAUCAGGGGUCAAUGGGUAGUGCCGGAGGCGCGCGUUGCGGCUGUGCACGUGUUCGUUUGAAGUUUUACCGGCCCGACUGUUUGUGCGGAUCUGCAGGAUCAAUGAGCCCAGGAAUGAGCGCUGAUGGGGGGUCGGCAAGCGAAGGUUACUCAAUGGAUCGCUUACGUAGGCGGAAUAGAGGGUUGCAAAAAUGUUUUGGUUGCUUUCUCACACAGGAUUUUCGUGGAAAAUCCCACUGGAGGAUUAUUGGAGUUGGAGCAGGAUUUUCUUCGACCAUUGUGUCGUUCCCCAGACACUCUUACUUUGGUUUGCGAGAGGUUGAGCGGAGCACGAUUUUAAUCAUGUCAUUCCACAUACCACCGCCACGGCUUCGCUGGAAGAAAUCCUCAGUGAAGAUGGCUGCCGGAAGUCAUGCCACGAUGGGGGAAGUCACGUAUUGCGGAUUAAAACCCUUGUGUCCAUCGAAAGAUGCCGCUUAUCAAGCAAAUUUGCUACGGCAUACUGUACGAGAUACUUGUAUGCACACUCCCGGCCUCGAAUUUCCUGGGCAUCGAUGCGCCAACGACUCAUGCACGUACUCCCUCUUGUUUCUAAUUGCGGAGCUCAUGACAAUGCUGCACUCACUCCAGUCUCCUUCACAGAUUAUCGCGUUAGCAUCGGUAUGUAUCAUCGGUGUGUGGUCGGUUUCGUUUUGGAACAGCAUCGCCGCGAUGGGCAAUUGUAGAUCAUGGUAUUGAGCUUGCACAGCCCAUUUUUGACGUCGGUGAUGAUUGAUUACAUUGUACUUUACUGUAAUGUAUUGUAACAUGAAAUUCUACUACGUAUUACGUCGCUGAAUACUAGAAGGUAUCUGAUAAAAUAUGGUGCACAGAACUUGGGACCCGGACUUCGUCGGGUGAGUUGGUACAGCAAUGCUGUACGGGGGCGUACUCAUCCUCAAAUCCAUCGAUGAAAGCUUCUAUUACAGGUGCGUUGCAUGACGGAAACACAAUUUGUUGUACUUAACAAGGAUCAAAAGGGAAUAUUGCCCCAGACUCGUGGACGAGAACUAAGGAAAAGGAAAAAAAAAAAAAAAGUU